AUGUUUUGUGAUGUGCAUAAAGGUCGAUCAGGGCAACCUCGUACAGCUACAAAUGAUGAGUCCACAACUGCCGUCUUGAAACUGUUUCAGCGUUCACCUCAAAAAUCGUUGAGGCAAGCGGCACGUGAGAGUGAUGUAAGUGCUAGUACUGUGCUAAACAUUCUGAGGAAAGGCAAGUUUCGUUUGUACAUUGCAAGGCUGGUGCAACAGCUAAGUGACGACGAUCCAGAUCGAAGGUUAGAAUUUUGUGAAUGGGUUCAGGAGAGGGUGAGAUGUGACUCUGGAUUUAUGGGUGGCAUAAUUUGGUCGGAUGAAGCCCAAUUCAAACUCAAUGGAACUGUCAAUAGGCACAAUUGUGAGUACUGGGCUGAAGAUAAUCCUCGGAUUACAGUUGAAAAGGCUGUGAAAUUGCCUGGUCACCUCUUUCUUCUAAAUGAUUUUGAAGAGCUUCAUGUUGCACUUGCAUACAAUGUACACAAAAGAAAUAAAGGGGAGAUCAUCAAGGCCAUCAAGAAUGCAAAAAACGGAAAAGCGCCAGGCCCAGAUGGUAUACCAGUAGAGGCUUUAAAAGCAGACCCCAAAAUAUCAGCUGAAAUGCUGCUAUGCAAAAUUUGGGAGCAAGAAAAGGUCCCUAAAUUCUGGAAACUGGGCUACCUAAUUAAAUUACUCAAAAAAGGUGACCUCACUCAAUGCAACAACUGGCGAGGAAUCAUGUUACUGUCAUUCCUCAGCAAGGUCUUAACUAGGAUAAUAUUGGAAUGCCUAAAAGAUGCCCUAGACAAAAGACUAAGACCAGAACAGGCUGGAUUCUGUAAAGAGAAAUCAUGCACUGACUACAUUGCUACACUACGUAUUAUCAUAGAACAAUCUAUCGAGUGGCAAUCUCCUCUGUACAUGACCUUUGUUGAUUUUGAGAAAGCCUUCGACAGUAUUGACAGAGAAGUAAUCUGGAGACUGAUGAAUUACUACGGAAUUUCAACAAAAUUCACCAAUAUCAUUAAACAGUUAUAUGAUGACUCAUCAUGCCAAGUACACAAUGAGGACCUGGAUUUCGCCAAUGACAUCUGCCUCCUCUCCCAUACACAACAAAAUGCUCAGACCAAACUGACCAGACUCUCAGAAAUAGCGAAAAAGACUCGACUUCUAAUCAACAAAAAGAAAACAGAAGUUAUGAGGAUCAACAACAGACAAGAGAACCCAAUCAUGCUACAGGGAGAGAAUAUCCUUGAUAAGGACCACUUCACAUAUCUGGGAAGUAGAGUUGGUAAAGACGGCAAAGAUGAUGAUGAUAUACUAAUUCGGAUCAAUAAAGCUAGGUUUGCCUUUUCAACUCUCCAAACUGUCUGGCGCUCUAAGGCAUUAUCUCUACACAACAAAAAAGAUACGAAUCUAUAA
Molecule: messenger RNA, 1395 nt
Organism: Biomphalaria glabrata
Lineage: Eukaryota; Metazoa; Mollusca; Gastropoda; Planorbidae
Exons: 5
Coding region: 1-1395 (464 amino acids)
Molecular function (GO): nucleic acid binding
Source: RefSeq, a predicted model, not a curated record